CAGUACCACCAUAGUCACUUCGUCGAUAAAAAAAGACGGAUUUUCGUGUUUUCUAAUUUUCUCACUUGUACCACUUACGACCAUUUGUCAUUUCAUCGUUGUUGACCAGCGGUCUUUCGUCAGUUUUUCGGAAAAAGUAGUCGUAGUGUGGAAAACCACGAUUUCUGUUUGACUCCUGACUCAGUACGACGUAGUGGCAUGAUAUUGACUGUUUGAGUUUGGGUCGGUGCUGAGCCAGCACUUGAUAACCAGUUUUAUCCUGGGAUUCGGUGAUCCACGGUUUAUUCUCCUCGAAGCCCGCCAGAAUCCUUUCCAACAUGAUUAAGCCAAUACUAAAGCUGUUGGGCAUGGACGGGAUGUUUGACGAGCUGAGUCGGAUGAAUAAACGCCAGGUGUACUAUCAAGUACUCAACUUUGGCAUGAUAAUCUCGACAGCUCUGAUGAUUUGGAAAGGCCUAAUGGUGGUAACCAACAGCGAGAGUCCCAUCGUUGUGGUUUUAAGUGGGAGUAUGGAGCCAGCCUUUUACCGCGGCGAUUUAUUGUUUUUGACGAAUCACCAGGAGGAGCCCAUUAAAGUCGGGGAUAUUGUUGUUUUCAAAAUUGAAGGACGCGAUAUCCCCAUUGUGCACAGGGUGUUGCAGCUCCAUGACGAUGGUGAAGGCAACGUUAAGUUUUUAACCAAAGGUGAUAACAACUGGAUUGACGACAGAGGCCUAUAUGCGCCGGGACAAAUGUGGCUGCAGCCUAAAGAUGUGGUCGGACGGGCGAAGGGGUAUGUGCCGUAUAUUGGAAUGGUGACGAUUAUUAUGAAUGACUAUCCAAAAGUCAAAUAUGCCGUAUUGGCUGCACUUGCCGGAUUUGUCCUAUUACAUCGGGAGAGUUAACUGCUGGUCGGUUUUAUCCUUGACGAUUAUUACCAGAUUUUGAAUAAUUUUUAUGCUUAUUUUGACCGUCAUUCCUGCCAGUUUUUUUGUUUGCUUUUUCCGUAAGUAUCUCCAUGAGCAUUUUUGAACUGCUGCACUGUGUUGAAAUGCUUUGUUAACCAGUACAGUAUCAGUUUGGUGUAUUAAGUGGACAGAGAACUGUUAACGAUAAAAUCCUUGCUAAAUUGCUUACUGCAGGUAUUCCUCUAACAUGUGAAAGCAACCCGUUUGCGUGCACGAUGAUAGUGAAAUUCCAGUCGUAAUAAAGAAGUUCGCUUCGCAGUAAA
Molecule: messenger RNA, 1210 nt
Organism: Paramacrobiotus metropolitanus
Lineage: Eukaryota; Metazoa; Tardigrada; Eutardigrada; Parachela; Macrobiotidae
Product: signal peptidase complex catalytic subunit SEC11A-like
Exons: 6
Coding region: 318-884 (188 amino acids)
Cellular component (GO): membrane; signal peptidase complex
Molecular function (GO): serine-type endopeptidase activity
Source: RefSeq, a predicted model, not a curated record